Sycon ciliatum is the source of this 4594-nucleotide messenger RNA. RefSeq names its product laminin subunit beta-2-like. The record is from RefSeq and is a predicted model, not a curated record. The transcript has 12 exons. Gene Ontology annotation, biological process: animal organ morphogenesis; tissue development; substrate adhesion-dependent cell spreading. Lineage: Eukaryota; Metazoa; Porifera; Calcarea; Leucosolenida; Sycettidae. Bases 437 to 4594 code for a protein of 1385 amino acids. Gene Ontology annotation, cellular component: basement membrane.
AGCACCACGAUACGACAAGCUGUCGCUGCUAAUCGAGUGCUCGUUUGCUGUUGUUGCUGUGUCGAUGGCCUCACCAUUGGCACAUUCUCAGGCCCAGAGGCCUGCACCAGAAAGAGCGAUGAGCACAAGACGCAUAGAUCUACAGCGUGUGCUGUCCGCGUAUCUGAACCCUCCACCUGCGCUUACCAUUUUCGUGCUGCGUGGCCGCAGUGACUGAAUGAAGUUUACCUUUGCGGAGCGGUGACUGAAAAAGUCCAGCACGAGUUUCUCCUCUUCGCUAGUUCACAGGACACUGCAUAGAAAUAAUUAUUAUGCUGUAGUGGUGGCGUACAGUGUGUGUGCUCGAAGACUGGAUUGAGGCCAGGUGGAAGCGGACAUCGAUAACACUAACUGACGGUAAUUGUGUACCAGCAGUUACUGCCCGUUCUCACUAACGAUGGCCAUCCGCUGGACAAGAGCCUGCUGCCUGCUGGUCGUAACGGCGACGUUGAUUGAAGUUUCUCACGGAGGACUCCCGCCUCCGACAGUGGCAGCAAGGACGGAAUGCUUUGACGAGUUUAGCGGUUGGUCAUUUCCAUGUUUUCCUGCCCGCGUCAAUGCCACGAAGAAUGCAAUUGCGUCGGCGAGUAACACGUGUGGAGUUACUAAUCCGGAGCUCUUGUGUCGACUGACUAACAAUCAGGCACCGGAAGAGAAACUAGAGGCCGAGCAGUGCUCAAGCAUCGACUAUUACAACCAGCAUCUGAAGAGUUCGGGCAGGCUCGCGGAAUAUCGACACUUUUUCCAUCCUCCCAGUGAUACGUUGGACGAACCUUCGGGACGGAGGACCUGGUGGCAGAGUCAGUCCAUGGCUGUACUCGACAAUAUGAAGCAUGAUGUCAAUCUGACAAUAUCACUAGGUAGAGCUUUCGAGCUGACAAAUGUGCGCAUCUACUUCCGUUCGAUCCGGCCCGAGUCCUGGGUGCUGUACAAAAGCUCGGACCACGGACAAACGUGGACGCCGUACGAGUACUUCUCCAGGUCGUGUACCGACACGUACGGCCUUCGAAACUCCCUGCCCGCAAUACGAAGUGGUACGGUCAUGGUUGGAGACAGGGAGGCCCUAUGCUCGUCACAAUACAGCGAUCGAGUGCCAGUGGACGGCGCGGCAGCUGAGUUCAACCCGUUGCUGUUCCGCUCGAGUCCGGAUGAGUACCGCGACAGUGCUGCACUGCGGGACUGGGUGACAGUGACUGACCUGCGACUACACUUCAAUCGCAUGGGAACGUUUGGCGACGAGGUGGAGGGACGAGAGGCAACGCAGCGCUGCUAUUACUACUCCGUGGAGGACGUCAGUGUAGACGCACGAUGCCAGUGCCACGGCCACUCCGACCGGUGUGAGUAUGACGCGGGGCGUGCACGCCUGCAGUGCGCUUGCCAGCAUAACACGAUGGGUGCGGACUGCGAACAGUGCCUGCCGUUCUACGUUGACCGGCCAUGGCGAGCUGCAAGCACCACGGAUGCUGGUGAUUGCAAAGAAUGUGAAUGCAACGGGCACACUGAGCGCUGUGAAUUCAACAUGACGGAGUAUGAACGCUCCGGAAACACAUCAGGUGGCGUGUGCCAGGACUGUCGGGAUGACACGCGAGGCGUUCACUGUGAGCGCUGCCAAGCCGACUUCUAUCGCACGCUGAGCAGUGCACCUGAGCUACCAGGAAAUCCCUGUCUGGAGUGUUCGUGUGUGGCCGAGGGUACUGUUAGCAACGGCUGUGCAGAGGUUGGUGGUGCGUGCACCUGUAAGAACCACACGCACGGCGACAACUGCCAGCUGUGUGAGAGCUAUGCGUACGGCUUCGGUAGCGAUCCAGAUACCGGAUGCAUGGACUGUGAGUGUGAAGCGGCCGGCACAGUAGAGGGCUCACUGGUGUGUCACAAUAUCAGCGGAGAGUGCCGGUGCAAGGAGAAUGCGAUGGGUCUCUCCUGCAACACGUGCCACGACGGCUUCUGGAACCUGGAUGCGGACAACGAUGCUGGCUGUCAGGCGUGCGAGUGCUCCGAACUCGGAUCGCUGUCACCGACUUGCGACAAGCAAACCGGACAGUGCCGCUGCAAGGCAUUGCUGACUGGACGGAAAUGUGACCAGGUAGCCACGGCUGCAUUCAUACCAAAUCUGGACCAUAUUACUAUUGAAGGCGAGAUCGGUAAGUUCAGCAACGACACGGAUGCCGGGGUCACCCCUACCUAUGACGGAAUCAACGUCACCGGGUCGGGAAGUCUGGAGGUAGCAGGUCCGGGAUCAGUCGUGUGGAGUCCCAUCACCGUUCCAGUAAGCGGACCCUACAUCAUUGUGGUGCGCUAUCUACUCGACGACCAGGUGUUCUGGAGGCAGGCGUCGCUGGUGUUUGAGCGUUCUCACGGAGAAGGGCCACCGCCGAGUCCCAAACUGUGUGUAGAGGCCGGUAGCUCGGCGACACUGGACUUUCACAACCCUGUGCCCGGUGUUCCACAGACACAUCAGUUUGAGGAAGAAGCCUGCCUUCGCUCUGGGAUCACGUACCGACUAUCGUUGAAUGCCAUCAGUGCUGGAAGUGGGGAUGCAAGCGGCAACAGCAGCAUCAAGAUCGACUCCGUGCUACUGAUACCGUCCUGGAAAUUCUUGGAGCACAUGCCUGACGGCGUAUCGAACAUGACCCAUGGCGAUUGUGUUGAGUUGCGCUCGUCGGAGAGCAACAGCGGCGUUGACUUGGAGGAAUGCCGUGCAAUGGAGACAGCACUAGCUCAGCAGAUGCAGACUGUGCAAGAUUGUGAUUGCAAUGCAGUCGGUAGUGUGAACAGCACAUCCACGACGAAUGGCUCCAGUGUCAUAGCUUGUCAGGUGUACGGUGGCCAGUGUCCCUGCAAGGCCGGUGUGGCUGGCAGACAGUGUGAUGUGUGUAUGCCCGGCUAUCACAGCUUUGGACCUAGUGGAUGUACUGAAUGUGACUGUGACCCUCUCCUAACCGUUCACCCGAACGGUUGUGAUGUGCACACUGGAGUGUGCGUGUGCCGUAAUGGCGUGGACACGGCCAGUGACACCAACUGCAGUAGCUGUAUUGAUGGCUUCAGACGUGACCGGGAGAACGGUGGCUGUGUAUCGUGUGAGUGUGAUGACCUGGGUGCUACAAACUCAUCGUGUAACGAGGACAACGGCCAGUGCUACUGUAUCGACGAUGUGGUGGCUCUGGAUUGCUCAGAAUGCGCUCAGAACAACCAUUACCUCUCCAGCGAGGGCUGCAAGGAUUGUAAGUGCGAUGUGGCGGGUAGUGAGACGCUACAGUGUAAUGAGACCGGUGUCUGCCCGUGCAAGGCCAGUGUGGACACAUUGAAAUGUGAUGAAUGCACGGAAGGUACGUUUGGACUUCACGCAGACCUGGUCGAGGGCUGUAAGCCAUGCUAUUGUCAUGGACACAGCACGCAGUGUUCAGCUACUUCCGGAUAUGUCAAGAGAGAGCAAAGCUUCUUCGUCUACAGGCACCCUGUGGUCAGCGGCAUUGGUAGCGGGUUUGGUAAUGGAAUUGGCAAUGCCUUUGGCAGUGGCAUUGACAAUGGCAUUGGCAGUGGCAGUGAAUUGGAACUUGGCAGGGAACUAGAUCCUGGCACCAGUCCCAUUGAGAUAGUGUCGGCGGAUGGCCAUGCGGACACCAACAGCUCCUACUCCGUUGGCGAUGGGUACAUUGAGAUCUUUCAGGGCGACAUCACCAGCGAUGUGUUCAUUAAGCUGCCACCGUCAUUGCUCAGUGGUGAUCUACUCUCUAUGUACGGCCUGGCAUUGGAGUUCAGUCUUGCCAUUGAAGCACAUGGUAACCCCAUUGCUGUGCCGGCUACCGGGGAUGAUGUCAUUAUCCGUACCAACGAUGAUGUAAUGCUCACAUUCAGACUUGAUCCCGCUCCUCAGCGUCAGUCUCAAACGUACAAAGUACCGAUAAUUGCUCGACAUUGGUCGCCAGCCAUGUCCGCAACAGAGUUCCAGACUCACCUUCGCAAUGUCGAGAGCAUAGCCAUUCGCACGGCGUACGCAAGCUUUGGUAUCGGCCGGGCCAUAGCUACACUACGCGGCGUAGUGGCAACAACAGCAGUCUACCGAGCUGGUCUUAAAGACAUAGGUGUGCCGUGGAUGGAGACGUGUGUUUGCCCACCGGAGUAUACAGGGUCGCAGUGUGAGAACUGUGCGGAGGGCUACCGUCGCGAGACGUUCGCCGGUGGUCCAACGGUACUGUGUGUGAACUGCUCGUGCAAUGGUUACAGCAGCAGCUGCAACGCCACCACGGGAGAGUGCAUGGACUGCGAGCACAACACCACCGGCUACUCCUGCGACCAGUGCGUGCCCGGUUUCUACGGCAACGCCACAACGGAAGACUGCCAGCUGUGCACGUGCAAUGCCACCGGGACAAUGGUUGCCACGGGAAACAUGGCUGACGCCGACCCCGCUGCUGCUGCUGAUGGUGAUCUUCUGCCUCGCUCAAUACACUUGGCAAACUGUGCCGUACGUAGUUUCUUUGGUGUGAUGAUCUUCAUCCACAUCUUGAAGAAUGCAGGAGUUGUCUUGAACGGCCCUGCGUUUCUCUUCCAUGUUUAG